Molecule: messenger RNA, 703 nt
Organism: Monoraphidium neglectum
Lineage: Eukaryota; Viridiplantae; Chlorophyta; Chlorophyceae; Sphaeropleales; Selenastraceae
Product: 3-ketoacyl-CoA synthase 19
Exons: 2
Biological process (GO): fatty acid biosynthetic process
Cellular component (GO): membrane
Molecular function (GO): acyltransferase activity, transferring groups other than amino-acyl groups
Source: RefSeq, a predicted model, not a curated record
AUGGCGUCCCUGAUGACGGCCUGCGGCCUGUCGCACCCCCAGCUGCGCGCCCAGGCGCGCUGGACUGUCGCCGCCAUCGGCGCGACGCUGCUGUUUCGCAAGCUCGAGCGCCUGGGGUGCCCCAGUCCCGCAACCGCCAACGCCGACGCGUGGCUUUGCUCGGCGCGCGACGCGCUGGGCAGCCGCCUGAGCCUUGACCUCAGCGUCGGCCUGCUGCUGCUCGGCGGCCUGGCCGUGCUGGCGCUCGCCAGCUACCUGCUCUCCCGUGCGCUGCGCAAGGCGCCCGUGUACCUGCUUGACUUUGCCGUGCACAACCCCGACCCCAGCUGGCGCUUCUCCCGCGCCGACGUGCGGCGCGUGGCCGAGAAGAACGGCACCAUCCCCCCCGAGGACAUCGCCUUCAUGGAGAAGCUCGCCUUCCGCAGCGGCCUCGGCGACUCCACAGCCGUUGUGCCCGCCAUCCAGGCUGCGCCAGCGGAGAAGCCCGGCAUAGAGAUGGCGCGCCUGGAGUACGAGCAGACCUGCUUCUCGUGCGUGGAGGAGCUGCUGGCAAAGACGGGCGUCAAGGCUAGCCAGAUCGGCUUUGUGAUCACCAACAGCAGCCUGUUCAACCCCACGCCCAGCCUGAGCGCGGCCAUCAUCAACCGCUUCAAGCUGCGCGACACCACCAUCAACUACUCCCUCGGCGGCAUGGGCUGCAGCG